AUGGCGAGUUUUGACAAGGAUCACGACGGCUCCGUCAACUGCGCAGAGUUCCUGCUCAAGUUUUUCAUGACAGGGUUUCAGGAGCGGUCCAGGCGCCUCCAUAUUCGGCGAGAGGGUGAGCGGAAGCGGAAGGAGAAGGAAGAGGCGGAAACGGAGGCUAGGCGGGCGGAGGCAGAGGAACGAGCUAGGCAAAAGGUGGACUACGAAUAUACUAGCGAGGAACAAGCGAGUGGUCUGGCCAAGCUGGUGGAGGCCGCCGUAGCCUACGACGCCACAGGUCCUGCUUCCCUUGGCCUAGGAGCGUUUCAGGGGCACAACAUGCCGCCUCAUGUGUUCCGGGAACAGCUGAGGAAGGUCUUCAACAUCAAGCUCACGCCUGCGGAGCUCGGGGGCGUGAUGCAUCGGUUUGACAAGGAUGACGAUGGAACUGUGGACGUCGUGGAGUUUACGAAGAUGUUCUUCAAGAUGGGGUUUGACGAGAGGAACAGGAGGACAAAGAAGAAACGAAAAGCUGAUGCGAAACGGGAGGCCCUUCUGGCGGAGGAAGAAGCGCGGAAGCGACGGCAGGAGGAGAGAAAGAACGCUCUGAAAAUAAACAGGUCAUAUUCUGAGCGGCACUACCAGUCGGCGAUGGCCAAGAUAACCAAGGCCGCAGCCAGGUACGACAAGAACCACCCCAGCGCCGUGUCUCUGGAUGCCUUUGAUGGGGCGCAAAUGGAGCCUCAUGUGUUUCGUGAACAGCUCAAGAGGGCGUUCGGGAUACAGUUGACACCACCUGAGCUGGGCGCUGCCAUCCACGCCUUCGACAAAGACGGCGAUGGGUCGAUCAGCUGCCCGGAGUUCCUCCGCACUUUUUUCAGGCUUGGGUUUGAGGUGAAAUCUGAAACCAGCACCAGGAGGAGAACCAGGGACCGGAAGAUGGCGAGGAGGGUAGAGGAGGAGGCGGCCGAGAAAGAGCGGGAGAUUGAGCGCAAGGCGGCGCUUAAGGUCAGCGAAAGCUUCGAUGAGCACGACAAGGAGUCUGCGAUGGCCAAGAUUGCUGACGCAGCAUCCAGGUACGACAAGAAUCACCCGAGCUGUCUGGGGCUCGAUGGCUUCGAGGGGGCCUUGAUGCCACCACACAUCUUCAAGGAGCAGCUAAAAAGGGUGUUCGGCCUCAAGCUUAGCCCUAGUGAGCUUGGAGCGAUGAUGCAGGAGUUCGACAAGGACGGCGACGGGACGGUUAAUUGUGCCGAGUUCCUCCUGACGUUUUUCCGGGUUGGCUUCGAGAGCCGAAACCGAGCGCUCCAGAGACGGAGGGAAGAAGAGGCGGCCAGGGCGAAGCGGACGGAACAGGAGGAGAACAGGCGCUACCUCGAGGCGGAAAGGAGAAGACUUCAGGACGCCCUCGCCCCGUAUACCGAGAAGGACCUGGAUGACACGCUAGACUCCCUCAUUGAGGCGGCGGCUCGAUACGACAGGCGCCAACUAGGUCCGGGCGGGCUCAAGGCUUGGGAGGUGAAGUGUAUGACACCGACGGAGCUGAAGGCCGCCCUCCAGCGAACGUUUGACAUCCGCCUGUCUCCGUCCCAGCUAGGUGCCGUGGCGCAUCUCUUCGGGGUAGGAGGGGACGCGGCCGACGCAGACUUGUGCGACGGAGCGUUCGCGCCGCCGGUGCAGAUCGAAGUGCCGGAGUUUCUCACCACUUUCUUCAAAAUUUCCGCCGUCGCCAAAAGGCUGGCGGCGCAGAGCGAUUCGGCGGCGAGGCUCAGCGAGUACCGGGCUGCUCUCAAGGAGCGCCUCGCGCAGCAGGAGGAGGUCAGGCGGACCCUGAAAGCGAUGCGUGACAACCCGCCAAAGAGAGCUCUUACCGCAGACAGCGGCUUGAAGAGGGCGGCCAUCAAAGGGGGCAAAGGAGGCGCCGGGCCUAGGGCAGGCGGUCGGGCGAUGGACCCAGUGGAAAGAAUCCGUUUACAGGUUUCCAGAGCGCGGGCUACCAAGAGGCUGGACCUCUCCACGUGGGCCAACCGGAGGCAGGGGGAUUUCCUCCUCAGCAGGGUGCCUCGAACUGUGUGGCACCUAACUGGGCUACAAGAGCUUUGGUUGACCAACAACGACAUCCAGAUGCUCCCGCCUCAGAUCCGAGAGUUGAGGUAUCUCCGAACCUUGGGGGUCGGCCGCAACCGCAUUAGCAGGUUGCCCGGAGAGCUGGGGCUAUUGCCUGACCUGGAGCACGUGUACGCGGAGAAUAACUGGCUCAGCACUCUGCCGAAAGAGCUGGCGACGUGCAGGAACCUCCGGGAGUUGCGGCUAGACCGCAACCAGUUCUCGAGGCUGCCCGACUGCGUUCCCGAGCUCCGAAGCUUAGAGGUGCUCGAUCUCCGGGGAAACUCCAUCACGACCCUCCCACCUGACCUCAAGUUUCUGCGGUCGCUGCUCGACCUCGACCUCGAGGGAAACCCCAUUGGGCCCGAGAUCCCGGAGGUCCUCUUCGCGUUGGUAAACCUUUCGCGCCUGAACCUGGCCGGAACGAUGCUCGGGCGGGCACAAGGCAAGCAGCUCGAAGCCAGGCUGCGCCUCGACGAGCUCUCCGUUAACGCAGGUGCGGCCGCCGGGCCUGAGGACGCCGAUUCGUCCGUGGAGUCCACACCGUCGCAAGGGAAACAGCAGCACCACGGAUUCGAGAAAGGAGGGUUUCGAGCUGUGCCCGGGAACAAGCGUGUUAGCCGCCCGACGAGCGUACCGGAGCACCGACUGCCGGAAAUUAGAGAUAAGAUGCCAGGCUACAGCACCCGAAGACUCCCGGGUCUCGACGUGUUGCCGUCAGAUGCCAAAGCGAUGAUGCGAGCUAAGGCUAGCAAGUCGAGAAGAUUCAGCGGCAGCGGCGACGCGGCAAACAGCGGUCCUUCCCUGCCGGGGGCCGGGGGAGCUUCGGGGGCCGGGGGGGGGGGUGCUUCGGGAAGCACCAACACCAUGCCGAAGGGGAUCGGAACGGCAAGCCGGGUGGUGGCCGCGGCAACCGCAUGCGACUGA
Messenger RNA from Ectocarpus siliculosus, 3012 nucleotides. NCBI's taxonomy places the organism in Eukaryota, Phaeophyceae, Ectocarpales, Ectocarpaceae. The record is from the annotation of a GenBank genome assembly.